Aspergillus ibericus CBS 121593 is the source of this 890-nucleotide messenger RNA. RefSeq names its product SDR family NAD(P)-dependent oxidoreductase. The transcript is spliced from 4 exons. The coding region runs from base 51 to 890 and encodes 279 amino acids. The record is from RefSeq and is a predicted model, not a curated record. Lineage: Eukaryota; Fungi; Ascomycota; Eurotiomycetes; Eurotiales; Aspergillaceae.
GUCCAAUUUGGCCGGUUCCUUACGCUCAACUCUCCCUUCUUGCAGUCGCUAUGGUCCUAUCGGGCACUCAGCUCGACGGCGUUGCCCUUGUUGUCGGUUCCGGCCGCGGCAUUGGUCAACAGACCGCCUUUACGCUCGCUGAAGCAGGCGCGCGCGUUGUCGUUUUCGCUGACAAGGACAUCGACCCUGCGAAAGAGUCCGCCGAGGAAAGUAAACUCUACGCUACUCACCCUGAGUACCAGGCAACUCACUUCACGGUCAACGUAAUCGACGAGCAGGGUGUACAGGAAAUGGUGGAUUUCGUAGUCAACAAGUUCGGUCGAAUCGACUACGCAGUCAAUGGAGCAGGGAUCGACAGCGGCAUCCACAAACCCAUGGCCGACACAGACAUCGAAAGCUACGACCGUAUCCAGCAGAUCAACUCCCGGGGCAUGAUGCUCUGCUGUCGUGCCGAGGCAGCCGCCAUGCGCAAGCAAUCCUCCCGGUCAUUCACCACCCGCAUUGGCACUAGGGAUAUUGGUCGCGGUGCGAUUGUUAACAUUGCCUCAGCGAAUUCCUUUGUCGGACUUCUGGGAAAGGCAUCGUAUACUAUUUCCAAGCAUGCUUGUUUGGCGAUUACUAAGAUGACCGGGCUUGAUCAUUCUCCUGAAGGCAUUCGGUGUAAUGCGGUGUGUCCUGCUUGGGUGCGCACCCCCAUGUUGGAUGCUGAGUUCGCGAAGAAUCCUGAAGUGCGCGCGCAGAUUGAGGCUAUGUCGCCUCUUAAGAGGCCGGCGGAGUGUGAUGAGGUGGCGGAUACGGUUGUGUAUUUGCUCAGUCCUUCGGCUAGUUUUAUUAAUGCUUCGCAUGUGGUUAUUGAUGCUGCGUUGACUGCGACUGUGCGAAUGCAUUAG